GCCGUCUAUUCCAUCCUCACAUAUAAGCCUCGGUGCCGCCCUGUGCAUGGUCAACCGACGGUCAAGAUGUUCUCUUUCACCGUUGCCUUCGCUGCUGCUUUCCUAGCCUCCACUGCCGCCGCGCACGGCGGUGUGAGCAGCUACAUCAUUGGUGGCCAGGAGUACCCAGGAUGGGAGCCGUACAAUAGCCCGACUGGCCAGUCGAGCAUCGAGAGGCCGUACAGCACCUACGAUCCGAUCAUGAGCGCUACCGCUGCGACCAUCCACUGCAACGACAACGGCGCCGCCAGCGGGAGUCAGCUCACCGCCAACGUCACCGCCGGCUCCGAGAUCACGGCCAAGUGGAAGCAGUGGACGCACCGCGAGGGGCCGGUGAUGGUGUACAUGGCGGACUGCGGGGGCGACUGCACGAGCGCGAACAGCGCGAGCCUGAAGUGGUUCAAGAUCGAUGAGGCGGGUUUGCUGUCAGGGACGGUCGGCGCUGGGGAGUGGGGCAACGGUAUCGUGGUCGACACCCUCGAGUGGACGUCGACUAUCCCAGCGAGUCUGGCGCCCGGGAACUACAUGAUUCGCCACGAGCUCCUCGCCAUCCACCAGGCGAACACGCCCCAGUUUUACCCCGAGUGCGCGCAGCUGCAGGUCACCGGCGGCGGAGGCGCGAAGCCGAGCGGGCAGUAUCUCGUCUCCUUCCCUGGCGCAUACUCAGCCUCCGACCCGGGCAUCAACAUCAACAUUUACGACGCAUCGACGGCUGCUUUGACGGCGUACCAGGUCCCGGGCCCCGCUGUCUGGAGCGGGUGAAGGAGUGAUGUCGAAACGACGGUUUCUAGCGAGAAAGCUAUUAGGAACUUCUGUAAAUUGAUAGCGAUACAAGGGGGAAUAGUGUUGUACAUUCAAUGGUUUUGUGAAUGAUCGACUUGGGACGAUUAUUUACGUUUACUUUGAAGCCUAUCGGGAUGAAGCGACGCGAUCCGUGCGCUGAGAGACUGCUGAGCUGAGGCCGAGCCGACGAGCGACUAUUGCCGACCUGACAGAAGAAAACAGGAGAUCGCUGCG
Messenger RNA from Schizophyllum commune H4-8, 1056 nucleotides. RefSeq names its product cellulose-growth-specific protein. The record is from RefSeq and is a predicted model, not a curated record. NCBI's taxonomy places the organism in Eukaryota, Fungi, Basidiomycota, Agaricomycetes, Agaricales, Schizophyllaceae. The coding region runs from base 67 to 801 and encodes 244 amino acids. The transcript has 9 exons.